GGACUUCUUAAAGACCAGUUUCCCUAAACUCAUUCAACCAGAACAUAUUGCUGCAUUUCUAACUUCACCCGAUCAUGACGCUGAUACGUGGACUCCCCGACACUCCAGUUGCCAGCCCUUCUCCUACUGAUUCUAGACCUUCUCUUUCCCAGACUCCUGAUCAAGUUGCUUCGCCCGAAGCUCCUUGGAAGCUUGAUAUACGCUGCAAGAUCUUGAAAACCGUUAUUACCCCCAAGAUAGGACAUCUCUCGAAUAUCGUUCGCCAUUACUUGGAUAUCAGCGAGGUCUGUAUUGUUCCUCGCGCCUUUGCUUUGGGCCUCCUGGAUACCAUUGGCCCUUGUGAAAAUGACCCCCUGCAUCUAGGAAUUGGAUUAUGCGAGAUUGCUGGAAAUAUCUCAACUAAUACAAGACCGGAGGUGUUACAUGAGGACAGGAAAAGUCCCACCAGCAACUACUUCGAUCUCUUUCUUGAUAAAAAUCUUCGUUGGGAAAGUAUAGGGAUAUUCUGCGCCCUGGUAGCAUCUUCCGCAAUACUACUACCCCCUGACUCCAAACUUCUAGCUGGCUUUAAGAGUCGCGAUGGUCUAAUCUCUGAUAUGGUUGAGGCCUCGUCCUCAUGUAUGGAGAUCUGUCGCAAAACCGGACUCAUCAGUGAUAUUGGGGCACUCUCUAUCUAUCAGAAUCUCAUGGUCAUCUCACAACUUUACGGGGAUGACGACUACCGAACCAGGAGGCAGGUGAAUGAUCUCGCGCUUGCCACCUCCGAGUCCGGAUUAUACGCAAAAUGCACGGACGCAAACUAUUCCCCGAGCGUCGUAGAGAUGCGCCAUUGUAUAUUCGCGGCUUCAUACAGUAUCGACAAAAUGAUAUGUGUAUCCUCUAAGCGGCCACCGAUGAUUUCAAAGCUCCAACUCGAAUGGGAAGAUAUCAGCGAUGACACUGAGAUGGCGUUUGUGGACCUUUCCUGGCCACUCAAAGAACCGAGAUACUGCGCCGUGCUUUGGGUUCAGCUACGCUACAUCGUCAGCAGCUUCAACGAUGAAGUUUACCGAAUGAAAGUAUCACCGACAGAUAUCGAAUCGAUAAUAAAAAGAUACUCUGAUAUCUGGGACACCAUUCCGGACUACUUGAGGUGCCCCAGUGAUGACUUCGAUCUCGAUGAUAUCUUAUGCAAUGGAUAUCAGAUUCGUCUGCUGCGAACGUCGAUAUACCUUGAAUAUCUUUGUGCUAAACUCUGGGCAUAUUAUGAGCUUAACAAAUACGAUGCAACAUUUCCACUAGCUCGGGAAAUGAUGACCGCAGUAUUGCGCAUAGAUCUGCCUGAAGGACGUUUGACAUCACAGGUUCCUAGAGGAUAUUUUUCAAUUGUCGCUCUAUACGGCUUCGCAGCUGCUUGCAUCUUAUUAAGAGAGCAGGUAGACAUCCUAUCAUGCAGCAGCGAUAGUAAAUAUCCAUGGGGGGAGACAAUCAGGAGCUUAACCAAUUUUUUCACACGUCUGGACUUUGUCAUUCUACGGGGCGGGCAUUCGGAUGGAUUAAAGCAAGCUAGAGAUAAUCUCGCCAGAAACUUCGAUGCCGUUCUGGACAGGCUCGGGGCACGGGCGAAUAAAGACAAGACCGUUGAUCAGACACCUUGGCCUCCAUCGUUUGAUGACAUAUCUAAUUACAUUAUUUUAUGGGUGGGUGCAAAAGACGAUAUCUUGAGACUAUGAGAAACUUGGGUCGGCUAUAAGGGGAUAUCUUAGAGGGAGUGAAAAGUUAAGGAACAGAGAGUGGCAUACCGAUCAUGUAAGAAUAAUGGAACUUAUCUGCUAGGCACCUCUAAGGUAGGCACUUAGUAGGUAGACAGUAAGUAAUACC
Messenger RNA from Annulohypoxylon maeteangense, 1860 nucleotides. RefSeq lists its product as uncharacterized. The transcript is spliced from 4 exons. Lineage: Eukaryota; Fungi; Ascomycota; Sordariomycetes; Xylariales; Hypoxylaceae. The record is from RefSeq and is a predicted model, not a curated record. Bases 75 to 1712 code for a protein of 545 amino acids.